UAAUUCAAAACCAUUUCCUUCCCACCACACGUCUUGUACAUUAAACUAUAGCAAAUAUGAGUGGUGGUUGGUCUACUAUCGAAUCUGACGCAGGAGUCUUUACAUUUCUUCUCGAUAACCUCGGGGUCAAAGAUGUACAGUUCGAAGAACUGAUCGCGCUCGAUUCUGAUUAUCUCCGCCAACUUUCUCCCAUUUAUGGCGUCAUCUUUCUCUUCAAAUAUCCCGUCGGUGAAGCCCCCAAUAAAGAUGGCACGCCCAAAGAUGGUUCCUACGAUUAUCCCGCUGCGGAGAAUCUCUUUUUCGCGGCACAAACUAUACAAAAUGCUUGUGGCACCCAAGCACUCCUCUCGGUCCUCCUGAAUAAAGAUGGAGAAAUAGAUGUUGGCACUCCCCUUCGCGAAUUCAAAGACUUCACAGCGGGGUUCCCGGCAGAAUUCAGAGGAGACGCGCUCAGUAAUAGCGAUUUGAUUAGAGAUGUUCAUAACAGUUUCGCUAGGUCAAGUCCGUUUGUUGACGAGACGCAACGAUCGUCGAGAGAUGAGGAUGGAGAUGUUUAUCAUUUCAUUGCUUAUACGUCUAUAAAUGGUACGCUCUAUGAAUUAGAUGGUCUACAACCUGCGCCUAUAUCUCAUGGAGCGUCGACUGUUGAAGAAUUCCCAGAGAAGGUUAUACCAGUUUUACAGAGGAGAAUAGAAAGAUAUCCAGCGACGGAGAUACGAUUUAAUCUAUUGGCGAUGGUAAAAGAUUUGAGGGUUAGGGCGAGGGAAAUGGGUGACGUGGAGUUGUUGAUGAGGGAGGAACAGAAGAGAAAUGAGUGGCAAUUCGAAAAUGCUUUACGAAGACAUAAUUUUGUAGGAUUUGCAGGGGAAGUAUUGAAGGGUGUAAUAGGGGAUAAAUUGAAAGAGGGACCUAAGGCAUAUGAAGAAUGGGUGGAACAAGCAAAAAAUAAGACAAAGGCGAGAGCGGAGGAGCAGAAGAAGGGUGGUGGAGGUGGAGAUUUAGAGAUGUCUGGUUGAGGGAUGUUACUGGCGAUGGAGAUUUCGAGAGAAGAUACGCAUCAGGUUGAAUUGGAACUUCUAGGUUGGUCGAAUAUCAUCGACUUAGCAUUACUGGAACUUUUUACGCGGAUGGAACUUAACAAUGCAUUGAUUUGUGAGCGGAGCAUACGAGUCAAAAAAGCUACAACAUAACAUAACGCAACGUCAAUGAAAUGGAAUUUGUUGCCAGGAAACCUGGCUGGAUUGUUUUUGUAGCCAUCUUUUCUACGUUUUAAACAAACUUCUUAUUUGUGUUAUAAAUCAUUGAUAAGCUAACAAACAU
Messenger RNA from Botrytis sinoallii, 1320 nucleotides. RefSeq lists its product as uncharacterized. The transcript has 3 exons. Lineage: Eukaryota; Fungi; Ascomycota; Leotiomycetes; Helotiales; Sclerotiniaceae. Gene Ontology annotation, molecular function: cysteine-type deubiquitinase activity. The coding region runs from base 57 to 1016 and encodes 319 amino acids. The record is from RefSeq and is a predicted model, not a curated record. Gene Ontology annotation, biological process: ubiquitin-dependent protein catabolic process; protein deubiquitination. Gene Ontology annotation, cellular component: cytoplasm.